UCCGGAAGGAAACGACGCCACCACGAAAAAGGAGCCGGUGGCAGCUGGGUUUCUGCGCAGAUGCUGGGGCUGUAGGCGCCGCGCGGCCGGCUGGUUGCGGCUCGCAGGGAGGACGCCGGCGCUCGCCUUCCCUCCGCUGCCCCCGCCGCUGCCAUGAUUCCGGUAUCGCUGGUGGUGGUGGUGGUGGGCGGCUGGACUGCCGUCUACCUGACCGACUUGGUGUUGAAGUCAUCUGUGUAUUUUAAGCAUUCUUAUGAAGACUGGCUGGAAAACAACGGAUUGAGCAUCUCCCCUUUUCACAUAAGAUGGCAGACUGCUAUUUUCAAUCGUGCGUUUUACAGUUGGGGACGGCGGAAAGCAAGGAUGCUUUACCAGUGGUUCAAUUUUGGAAUGGUGUUUGGUGUAAUUGCUAUGUUCAGCUCUUUUUUUCUUCUGGGGAAAACGCUGAUGCAGACUUUAGGCCAAAUGAUGGCUGACUCUCCCGCUUCUUAUUCUUCCUCCUCUUCUUCCUCCUCUUCCUCUUCCUCCUCUUCCUCUUCUUCCUCCUCCUCUUCAUCCUCUUCCUCUUCCUCACUUCACAACGAACAGGUGCUACAAGUUGUGGUUCCUGGCAUAAAUUUACCCGUCAACCAACUGACCUAUUUCUUCGCUGCAGUCCUCAUUAGUGGUGUUGUACAUGAAAUUGGACAUGGGAUAGCAGCUAUUAGGGAACAAGUUCGAUUUAAUGGCUUUGGGAUUUUUCUCUUCAUUAUUUAUCCUGGAGCAUUUGUUGAUCUGUUCACCACUCAUUUGCAACUUAUAUCACCAGUCCAGCAGCUAAGGAUAUUUUGCGCAGGUAUCUGGCAUAAUUUCGUCCUUGCACUCCUGGGUAUUUUAGCUCUUGUUCUCCUUCCUGUAAUUCUCUUGCCGUUUUACUACACUGGAGUCGGGGUGCUUAUCACUGAAGUUGCUGAGACUACUAUGAUGGUAUCAAGUCUUCUCUUCACACUUUGGGACAAGGAAAAUUACCUUGACUCACCUGCCAUUGGACCCAGAGGCCUUUUUGUGGGAGACCUUGUCACCCAUCUACAGGAUUGUCCUGUUACAAAUGUACAAGAUUGGAAUGAAUGUCUCGAUACCAUCGCCUAUGAGCCCCAAAUUGGUUACUGUAUAAGUGCAUCAACUUUACAGCAGUUAAGCUUCCCAGUUAGAGCAUACAAACGGCUAGACGGUUCGACUGAAUGCUGUAACAAUCACAGCCUUACAGAUGUGUGCUUUUCCUAUAGAAAUAAUUUUAAUAAGCGUUUGCAUACAUGUCUACCUGCCCGGAAAGCAGUGGAAGCCACCCAAGUUUGUAGAACCAAUAAAGAUUGUAAAAAAAGCUCAAGUUCAAGUUUCUGUAUAAUACCUUCUUUGGAAACUCAUACUCGCUUAAUAAAAGUGAAACACCCACCUCAAAUCGAUAUGUUGUAUGUAGGACAUCCACUGCACCUUCACUACACAGUGAGCAUCACCAGUUUUAUUCCACGUUUCAACUUUCUAAGCAUAGAUCUGCCUGUGGUUGUGGAGACAUUUGUCAAGUACCUGAUUUCCCUCUCGGGAGCUCUGGCUAUUGUUAAUGCAGUGCCCUGCUUUGCUUUGGACGGACAAUGGAUUUUAAACUCUUUCCUAGAUGCUACUCUUACCUCAGUGAUUGGAGACAAUGAUGUCAAAGAUCUGAUAGGAUUUUUCAUCUUGCUUGGUGGCAGUAUACUUUUGGCUGCCAAUGUGACCCUGGGACUCUGGAUGGUUACAGCACGGUAAUAUCUGCACUCAUUUGAUAGAAUCUCUGAGUUACAAUAUACAAUAUUGAAAACCUUACUUGGUGUGAAAUAUAAAGUGUUUCCUUAAAAUUACAUUUUAGCCAACAACUUUAAGUUCUUUAUCCAGAGUAUCCAAACUAUGGGAUAAACAGAAGAAAUGAAAGGCAUAGUCCCUGAUUACAUUCUAGUUUUAAAGACUGAACCUACAACCUUCAGAUGCUUGUGGAACAAUUCCUAAACAAGUGCAAAUUCAUGUUAAACCAUUUUUGUGUGUCUACGUAUCAUGUUGAAAUAAUGUAAAGGAAAACAGAAUUGGGUAGGAUUAAAUGGGAAAAACUUCUUGAAAAAGCAUCAUUAAUCCAGAUUUGAAGGAGACCAGACUUUGGCCAAGUGGAAAGGUGAGCAUUUUCUUGGUCUAUAUCUCUUGUCCCUUGUCUUGUUUGAAAAGUAUUUUUAAAUUAAAUUGUGUAUUAUUUUGUACUCUGACAACUGAGGUCUGAUUACAAUUAAAUUAAUAAAAUUCUGUAAAAGAAUCCGCUGACAUGAAAGGGAAAAUCUUUGUCAAAUGAUGCCAAAUAAAUGAACAAAGAGGAAGUAGGGUCUGUAAUAGGGUGAGACAUGUUUUGCCCCACAAGAGUUGCCUCUUUGAUAAUAUGUCCCUAUACUCUCAUAAAGCAACACUACCCUUGACAUUCAGAGUGAGCUGCAGAAGUAUCUGCCACCUGCAGUAUGUGAGCUGAGACAGUUAGGGGUGAACCUCAGAAAUGAGCCAGGUGGGUCUUGCGGCAGGUCACAAGACAGAUCACAGGACCUUCUGCAGUCUGGGUUACUGUUCUCUACAGAGCUUCAAAGCUUGGAAUCCUUCCAGGGUAGGUAUUUUCUCUUGUGCUGCUGGAGCUAUCUGGGGCCUAGCUCCUAGGUCCCUGUCUUCAAGAAGCAAUUACCUUAAAAAAAAAAAAAGAAGCAAUUACCUUAAGCCCUGAACCAUACUCUGUCCUCACCAGUGGCUCCGAUGUUUCUCUGUGUUGGGUAAUUAAAUAUGUAGUCCUUGCUUUCCAUCUUUCCCCUAAGCUACCUCUGUGGGUCCACGAAAGACUUGGUAGUAGAGUGAGUAUGGCUGCAUGUGAGUACAAAUGUGGAUUUGCCAGUGCCCGGGAACUGCCUCUUGAGCCCAAAAGAGCCCUGCCUAGUUUGAGAUCUUUUGGACUGGAGAUGCAGCCCUGGAAGAUCUGGGAAGUCAAUAGGCCAGUGUGAAGCUGUUGGUAUUAGAAGUAUAUGAGCAAGCUCUUUCUUUGAUGAAAAAUAUUUGCUUCUCUCAUAUACUCAAGAACAUGACUAGUCAUGUAUCCAAGUUUUUCAUUAAUUGAGGUAUUCGUGGGGUUCACCUCUUUCAGAUCACUGAGUUGCUUUUUAGGCACUAAAACUUUUUAACCAUUUUUAAGGAAACUUUAGAUUGUAUUAUAAAUCUGCCUGCCUUCUUAAACAGAAAUUAUAUAUUGAAUAUAAUUUUAAUAUUUUUAAUGACUCAAGGUCAUCAGUUAUUACCACUACUUAAAACUGUACAAAUUAUUGGUUUAUCCUAGGAAAAAGGCAUUUGUUCUGUUUUUAGGCAGACAGUCUUUCAGGAUUAAAGUAUAUUAACAGAGUGUUACGCAGACCUGUUCAGGUAGUAACGUUUGGGGAAUACCAUGAAAUACUUACAUAAUUAAUUCUAUUACAUGAACUAAGCAGUUUAUUAAUGGAAAUGCUAUAUAUGUGCAGGUCAGUUUUUUAAAACUGAGAAAAAAAUUUAAUAGAUGAAAUCCUACCUGUAAACUUCUUUUUCUGGGUGGAAAAAAAACCCCAAGCAUGUCAUUUUCUUAUGGCUUUUAAACACCUUGGUCUUCUGCUACACUGGGUCAGGAUUUGGCAAACACUCUAUUAGGAUAUUGAGCACAUCAGUCCCAUUUUUACAGAAAUGGCCUCAUUGUGUAAGAAAGGAAAUGUUAUGUGUUGUUUCUUCAGCUUGAUUGUGGGCACUUCUAGAGCGAGGACCAUGUCAUACUCAUCUUUGCAUCCCUGGCACAGUGCAUGAGACAUCAAAAAUACUUAAUAAAUGUGGUUGAAUGGAUGAUGAUUAGUGUUAUUUAUGGAUUAGAAAAGCAUGUUUCUAUUUAAGUAAGCUGUAAAAAGUAUUAUUGAAUAUACUGUAAAUAUAUAACAUAAAAUAAUAACUUGGAAGGUCUGUGUCCCUGAUAUAUUAUCAUCUUUAUGAAAAUAGUCCAUUUUGGUUUCUGUAGAGCAAUUAGAAAAAUGAAUUAUUUUGAGGAUUUGAAGAAAGUGUUGUGUUGGCAGUUGUUCAGCAGUAAAACUUCAUUUUCAGUGUUUCUAUUCUGCACUGUUUACAUUUUUCAGGGUUGUUUUUAAUCACUUAAAAUCCGUAAAGGAUGUAUAUAUUCUUUUUAGCAUUUCAGUUUGAAAAGACAUGCAGUUAAACUUGACCUUCUGAUCAUCGCUCUUACAGGUCACUAUCUGUUCUAACAGUAAAUUGUAACCAUGCACUUCAUGGAUAUGUGGCUCUUAGUCAUCAGUUUGUCCUGUGGUAUUUAUUGAAUGUCCACAUACUAAUGGUACACAGGUAUUUUUUUUCUAUAAAUCUUUCAACUGAGCUGUAAUUCAUUCUUAGGCUUUAACUUGAAGAUAUCGUAGUUGCUGGCGUUUAAUGUUUAGCAAUAAAAGAAUAAAUGUGUACCAGCA
This is a messenger RNA of Globicephala melas (long-finned pilot whale), 4517 nucleotides long. It is a transcript of the gene MBTPS2, whose product is annotated as membrane bound transcription factor peptidase, site 2. Gene Ontology annotation, biological process: membrane protein intracellular domain proteolysis; regulation of transcription by RNA polymerase II; regulation of response to endoplasmic reticulum stress. The record is from RefSeq and is a predicted model, not a curated record. Gene Ontology annotation, molecular function: RNA polymerase II cis-regulatory region sequence-specific DNA binding; DNA-binding transcription factor activity, RNA polymerase II-specific; metalloendopeptidase activity. Gene Ontology annotation, cellular component: PcG protein complex; transcription regulator complex; cytoplasm. NCBI's taxonomy places the organism in Eukaryota, Metazoa, Chordata, Mammalia, Artiodactyla, Delphinidae.